AUGUAUAAGGCAGUUGUAAGUAAUUUAGAACGAACUCGUCAGCGAAUACAAGAAGAUGUUUAUGUCAAAACAAGUUUGCCACCACAAGUCGAAGGUCCCGUACACUCAAUAUUAAUUUUGCAUAUACCAAAAUUGCGAUGGUAUUCAAAGCAACCUCCUUGUAAAUUUGCUUAUGUGAAAAUAGCUUGGUGGGGUGAGGACGACAGUUCAUCCGUAUUCAGACCGCAAAUAUCGGGUGCCUUACCAGAUUAUAGACAAAAACCAUGUACAACAGCCAAAUAUUAUGUUCGAAGUGAAAUGAAACAGUUUUCGAAAUAUUUAACAGACGCUACGGAACUUGUACUAAAGGUUUUUGAUACUGAUACAAAUCGUUUACUUGGAAUUGUUAAGGUGCAAAAUUUAUCAACAUUGAAUAUCAAUAAUCCAAUAAAAGGUUAUUCACCUAUUUUUACAAACAAAGGAGAAAAAUUAGGGGAUUUAUUUGUUUCCAUCAGAAUAUUACUGCCUGGAACUAAUGAUAGUAAUGAUUAUUUGGCUUGGAGUGGUUCUGACAUUAGUAAUCCAGUAUCCAGGCGAAGUUCUGAAGGAGGAAACGAAAAUUAUCAGGCUGAUACAAUUGAAAAUGGUAUGCGAACAUAUACAUUAGAUCGUGCAUCUAGCGCUGAAUAUUUAAAUUCUUUAUCUAACCCAAUACCUGCUCAUCGAUCGAAUUCCAGUCAUAAUAAGACUGAUGGAGCAGAAAUUGUACCAUUUCGUGCCUAUGUUAAAGAUAAUCAACAAAAAUCGCAACAAUAUUCAAAACAUAAAAACUUACCCACUGGUACAGUGGUCGAAGCAUUAAUCGAACGUGCACAACGAUUACGUGAAGACAUGAUAAAAUCAUCAUUGAAUAAAGAUAAAGAUGUUAAUCUAAAUACAAGUAUAAUUGAUAUACCUGUUGAAAAAAACGGAAUGGGUUUAAAUAAUAACGCAUUGUUAGAUGCAAAAUCAUUAGCUGUAUCUCUAUCAUCGGAUAAUAAUCAAACAACUGCUUAUGAUUUAUUAGGUAUCAAAAAUACAAAUGAAUCAGAAGAAUCAAUAUUAUCGGAUUUAGACGGUUUAGAAUAUGAACAAAGUUUAUUAGAUGACUUAUUAUACGGUACAAAUGGAAAAGGUGAUUCAAAUUUAAUGUCAAUGUCGUUUAAUAAUGAUCAACAACAACAUCAACGAAGACAUUCAUCAAAGUCAGACACAGAAAUAAUAAAUGGUCGACCACCGACAGGUAGACGAUUACAAAGUCCAAAUCCAAAUGGUGGUCGAAUUAGUCGAGCUUUAAAUAGUCGUAGUCCGAGUCGUAGUCGAAGUAGAAGUUUAGCAAGAAGUACAGAUAGUGAUUCAGCAUCGAGAGUAUCAUUUGAUAUGCCAAAUUCAGAUGUUGAAUCAAGUGGAAAUGGUAAGAAAAACAUUAUUUUACCAUUUAAAAUAUUAGCAAUUCAUUGUACCUUUCUAGAAAGCCAAAGUGGAGACGGGCUAAGUGCCGAACGUAUCAGACUUCUUGGACAUGUACAUACGGCUCGUGUUAAAAUUGAUCGUUUAAGUUUAAAUGCAUUAUCAAUCGCAUCUCGAAAUAGUGGACGUGAGUCGCCAACACAUGCUUCAUUUGGACGAACAACAAAAUCACCAAAAAAAGCAACAACCUAUUUUGUUGAAUAUCAAUUUCCUGUUAUUGCUAAUAGUCGUGAUGGACAUGUACAUGGGGCAACCGAAGUAAUGAAAAUUGCUUCAAAACGUUUUGAAUCAAAUAAUGAUAUUAUAUUUAAUCAUUUUUCAUCAUAUCCUGUAUUAUUAAAUGAUGAAACAUUAAAAAAUUGGUGGCGUUCAUUGUUAAUAUUUAAAAUAUAUAGUCGUUUACCAGGUAUGAAUAGUCCCGUUCAAAUUGGUUUUUGCGUAUUACCAUUACGAAAUGUUUUAAAAGCUGAAUAUUUACAUAUUGAAGAAGAUUUAAAUGUUAUUGAUCGUACACAAUUAAAUAUAAAUAAUAAAUUACCAAAUAAAAUUGCAAAAAAAUUUUUAAUUGGAAAUUUAAAAUUAAUGUUAGAAUUAAAUUCUGAUUCAAAAGAUUUUAAAUAUGAAUUAGAUCGUACACGUUUGCAAGAAAAAUUAAAUCCAAAUAAAAAAUUAUUAUCUAUUUGUUCACCAACAUCACCAAAACGAAAAUCAUUAACAAAAAAAUCAUCAAAAAAGAAAUUGAUUAAGUCAACAAACAAUGAUUACAUAUUACCAAAAACAUUUGAAAGUGGAGGUUUUAUUAACAAUAGUCGACUGAAUGAGUUCGAUGGAUCAAUGGCAAUGAAUGGUGAAGCAACUGUUGUACAAAUUCUAUUAUCAGUACUCGAAGCAAGAAAUAUAACACAACCAACGAAUGGACCAUCUAAAAAUUUACCAUGUAAUCCGUAUUUUAUUUCACGAAUGUUCUGGAAUGAUGGACCAUUAACAUCAAUUGUGUGUUGGGGAACUUCAACACCACGUUUCAAUUUUGAACAACGUACACCACUUUUAUUAUCAACAUCAACAUUAGAAAAGAUGCAUCAAAAUUUUUUAGUCAUUGAAGUAUGGGAUAAAAAAAUAUCAUCGCCCGCUGAUACAUUGAUUGGUAUUCUUAAAGUAUCAUUACAUCAGUUUUAUCUAUCAUUUAAAGAUAAACGUAUUAGUCAAGUGUUAUUAAGUGCACAAUAUCCAAUACUUGGAGUUGAUUCAUGGUUACCGAUCAUUGAUCCAUUCACGGGUAAAUCAAAGGGUGAAUUACAAGUAUUAUUGGCUAUGGGUACAACUGAACAGAUAACCGCUUUACAAAUAGUUCGUGGAGAUAAUAUUCAAACCAAAAAUCUGAAUAACAGAAUAAUUCCGUCUAAUUCUAAUAAUACUGGUCAUCGUUCCGAUCAUUCAGGCCCAUUUGAUAUGAUCGAUUUAAAUAGUCAGUUGAUGGAACAUCAAUUUGAAAUAAUGAUUGAAGGUAUAAAUGGUUUGCGAGCAUUUGAAUCAAUGGUAUGGGGUGAAAGUGAUUGUUUUAUACAAUAUCAUUUUCCUGCACAAAUUGAUAAACAACAACAACAACAAUCAACAAAUACAAACAUUAUCAAUGGUACAACGAUAAAUAAAAAUAAAUUAACGUUUGAAAUGCGCGUAAAUCGUACAGCAGCCACAUUGUGUACAAGUGAUCCGACAUUUCAUGAUUGUGGAAAAUUUCGAUAUAUUUUAUCCCCAACAGAAGCGCUACAUAAAUCGUUUUUUGCUGCCUGUCAAUCUGUCUCACAUGUUGAAGCUUCUAUAUCUUUCGAGGUAUGGACAAGAUUUUAUUAUCCGAAUAUACGUGAUCAAUUGUUAGCAAAGGGCAAAUUACCCGCAUCAAAACUAUGUAGUAUGACAACAAUGUUGAUAAAUACAGAGGAUAAAGCAAUUCAGUCUUUUCGAAUACCGUUGGAAAUAGUUCGUGAUGAAUCUCAUAAUGAACAACAUUACAUAUCAUCAGCAUCAGCAUCAUAUGGCGGAGAUUUACUUGUGACUGUAACAUACAGACGAAAUAUUAUAAAAAGAGAUGAACGUCAGCUUCAACAAGCUAUCGUCGAUAGAAUCAAUGGCUCUCAAGUGUGCCUUUCUGUGGGUAUAAUACGUGCUUGUGGACUAAAACAUGCAGCAAAAUUACAAGCAGUUCAUAAUUCAUGUUUAAGUUAUCCGUCUCAAGUUGGCGUAAAUGCAUAUGUGAAAUUAUCAUUGUCAUUUCUGUCUGAUAUGGAAUCACGUGUAACUCGUACAGUAGCCCGAUCAUUUGUACCAGAAUUUAAUCACUCAGGUGAUUUUCCGCUACCAUUAUUAUGGAGUGAUAAGGGAAGUGAUUCAAUUUCAUUAGCUGAAAUGCUAGAACAUGGUGAAUUAAGAAUUGAUAUGUAUCAUCAAAUAACAUCCAAUGAGAAUGAAAGUUUAACAUCUCACUCGCCGACAACAUCUACAGGAAAUCUUCCGCUGUCAACUAUCAUGAUGAGAACUGGUGGAUUAGUUUCACAGCAAAAAAACGUAACACAAUCAAAAGAUGUACACUUAUGUUAUUGUACAAUACCGUUACGAGAACUAUUAGCAAGAAAUACAGGUGUAAAAGGUUGGUAUCCAUUAUCAAAUCCAAGCCGUACAUCGAAUGAUCAAACAUCAACUGCAAUGUCAUCGAUCGAUUCGGCUCAAAACUGUGUGGGUGGCUUAGAAUUAUUCGUUAGAUUUGCUCAACAGGAUGAUCGACGUCGUGUGAUUGAUUUUGCUAAAACCGUUGGAUGGUUAGCUGAUAAUUAUACGGACGAAGAACAUUUUCUUGAUGAUCAAAAAGAUCUGGGAUGUCUCGUAACGGUGUCUAUUGAUCGUAUUCAAUUUCCAGUUUAUUUGGCCACUCGUCCAGGAAAAGAUCGAAUUGAUGAGAAAACAAGUGUAUUUGUUCAAUAUCGACUUUACGAUAAAAUGCCUAUCAUUACUAAACGAAAAAAUAUCAUUAUUGAUAAACAAAAUGUUAGUUGUGAAUUAAAAUUUACUAAAGAACAUUUAUUUUUGUGUAGUUCACCUUUUAUAUGGUAUUUACGUGAAGAAAAAUUUGAAAUUCAGAUAUGGACUAGUGAAAGUGAUUAUUAUGAACAAGAACAAUCAUCGACAGAUAAGUUAAUUGGUUCCAUUUAUAUUGAUUUAAACAGUCUGUGUGAUCGUAAACGUAAAACACAUCGAUUAAGUGCUAUAUUACCAAUGUUUAAACAUGGAACAAAAGAUUUAGCAGGUGCCUUCGUACAAACACAUAUAACAAUAGAUAAAUCAAAAGAUUUUAAUGAACUACGAAGUCGUGGUGUGGAUUCAUCAAAUGAUGCCGAAAUUGAUUCUUAUUUGGAAAAUCGACAUUUAAACCUAAUUUUACCAGAUAGUGAUCAAUUGCCAAUGAAUAAAGCAUUGCGUACAAUAACAAAUAAUAUCUUUUCUGUUAUUGUUAAUAUAGAACAAGCAGCACAUUUACCAAAUGUUUAUUCAAAAACAGAAAAUGAGCAUGUUCCACCAAAUCCGUAUGUCACAUAUAGUACAGCAAAUUCAGCGCAUUUAUGUAAAACCAAUGUAUUAAAUAAAACUUGUAAGCCAAUCUGGAAUUAUCAACAUCAAGUUAAACUAUCAAUUGAACAUUUAUUCAAUGAAAAGAAAAAUUUUAUAUUAAAAGUUUGGCAUAAAAUUAAUGCUGAUAUCGAAUCUAUACCAGAAAAAUCUGGUGAUAAAGUACUUGGUUUUGUUUCAAUUGAUUUGAGUCCAUUAUUAUCUGGUAUGCAGCAUAUUAGUGGUUGGUAUAAUAUUAUCGAUAUGAUUGGAAAUGUGCAAGGUCAAUUGAAAAUAAGUGUUAUACCACAAGAAGAUUUACUUGAAUUAAAACGUUAUAAAUAUUCGAACUAUAAUUCUUCUCAUAAGCAAGAAAAAAUGGAUUCAUGCCGAUCGACAGCAACAUCAACGACAACAACAACUGCGCUUAAUUUUAUGUCUGAUCUUUCCGCACGAUCUGGUUGUAUAGGUUCGUCAAAUUCUUCGAUGAUUCAUAGUAAUGAUGACGAAUCAAAUAAACAAUCUUUUCUUAUGAAUAAUUUACGUCGUCAAUUAGGAGAAUUAGAUGUAAUUACUGAGCGUUUGAAAGCACGCUAUAAUACUCGAUCGGAUGUAACAUCUGAAACAGAUCGAAGUAGUGUUCCACCACCAUUUGAACAAAAUUCAGGGAUCGGAAGACAAUGUGAUUUAAAUUUACAAUAUCGUUCCCAUUCUGCUUUACCCAUAAUUGAAUCACAACACCAACAAUUGCCUUUAUCUCGUACAAAGUCACCGCUUGAUGUCGAUAUAUCGGAACAUUUUCCUGAAUCAUUAAGUGGCAAACCACUGAUAAGUGAUGGUCUCAAUGUGACCGAUGUUUUGACACUUCAUAAUGAUCAAGUGCGUUUAGCUCAAGAACUCAUGUCAAAAGCGAAUCAUCUACUAGAAACAUCAAAAGAUUUUUUUACAACAGCUGAUGUAAAUGAACAACGAUCAAAUCUUAACAGGAACAAUAACUACAAUAAAAUUAUCGAGCAUCCAACAGAAACAACAUUAAGAACAAAUUUUAAUACGACAAAUGAAUUUCAUACAGCAGAACACGAUAAUGAAAAGCUUGUUGUACAAUCAACAACGGACCAUCGUCAGUCACCAGUUGCACGUCAUCAGUUAACAAGAACGACAGUACAAACAAAUACUAUAGAAAAUGAUGGACAUGUCAGUUCUGAUAGUUCAUUCGAGCAAAACGAUAGUCCGACAGCAAUGAGUCAUAAUGGUCGAUUAAAUCAAACAUCAUGGACGGAUAAUGAAAAUGAUGAUGAUCCAAAUAAUCAGACAUAUUGGCCCAUUGGCGUUCCUCCUAAUCGUAUUAAAACCGCUCCAACACACAUCGAACAGCAGGCCUCUCGUUCUAUCAUUACGUUAUCACCACCAAAGCAAAAUAAGAUAUAUGAUAACGACGGUACUGGUGGUGGUGGCGAUGAAAAAGACGAUGAUGUUGUGAGCAUUCGACCAUUAAACGAUUUGUCAGCAUUUAACUUUGACUGGAAUCAAAUGAAUGCUCAGCGAUUAAACGAUGAUUUUUCACCAUAUGAAUCAGAUCAUAUUCGUACACGGGCAAGAGUGACUGAUACUUCACCAUCACAGAAUCUUCAGAAUUUCUCAGCUAUGAAGGAUAAUAUUACUAUUUCAUCUCCAACAGUCACCACUACUCGGCGAACUAUAUUUUCAACUCAUGAUCAAAUCACUACAAAUAAUACAACGCAUCGAACAUCAUCACCAUCACCUUUGUCGAGAUCAUCGUCUACAGUUAGUGUUGCUCAGUCACAAACUGGUGAAGGAGAAUAUGAAGAAAUUAUUCCAAAACUUGCAAGUCAACGAUCUACAUCAUCAAGAUCCUCUUCAUCGCCGCCUGCGCCAGUAGCACAAAAAUAUGAAGAGAAAUCUCAUGAAUCGUUGAAUUCUGAUACGAGUUGUAUCGAUGCAAAUUGGAUUAAAGAACAAAAAGAACAACAAAAUAAAUUAAGAAAGAUGCAGAAACAACAACAACAAAAAGUGAACGAAGAUUAUUCGAAGCCAGUUAGUACUAUGACAAGUAGAAGUCCACAUUUGUCAUUUCUUGAUCGUCCGUUACCAAAUUUUUUUCCAUCUAAUCACGAAAUGGAAGUUUCAAUGAAACAAGUUUCUCAAGCAUUAGUCACUAAUGAUGCAAAUACUAAAGACAAUGGUAAUGAAUCAUCAUCAACUGUAAUGAAAACAAUUCAACGUUUACGUAAAAAAUCUUCGACAGAAAUAUUACGUGGAGCAUCACCAUUAGAAACUCAACAACAGCAGACAAAUCGUUUAGAAAAAAUAUUCAAAACUAAAUAUACCGCACCAAAUUAA
Didymodactylos carnosus is the source of this 7446-nucleotide messenger RNA. Lineage: Eukaryota; Metazoa; Rotifera; Eurotatoria; Philodinida; Philodinidae. The record is from the annotation of a GenBank genome assembly.